UCUGCGCAAGCGCAACCCGAACACGGGCUCCGGGCUCACCAGGCCGCCGGAGCGCAGACCUCCGGAAAAGCUCGUUUCGAACCCUCCAAUCCAAAUCUGCUCUCCCAACCUGCAGAACUCGCCGCCGGCCACUGCUCCGACGAUCUCCCUGCUCCCCCUUUUCUCCACCCCCAAACCCCACGCCAGCCCAACACCGCCCGACCAUGUCGCGCAAAAACUACCGCAAGCGGACCAUCGAGCCGGACGCCGACGACCACUCCGACGACGAGGACACCAGCCGCGUCGCCCUGGAGGAGAUCAAGUACAUGCAGAAGCUGCGGGAGAGGAAGCUGGGCAUCCCCGCCGACCCCGCGGCCGCCUCCACCAACGGGUCCUCCGCCCGCGGACGGGUGGGUGUCGGGGGAGCGGCCGUCGGCGAGGCCGAGAAGGAGGACCUCGUCCUCCAGGACACCUUCGCGCAGGAGACCGCCGUCACCAUCGAGGAUCCCAAUAUGUUGAAGUAUGUGGAGACCGAGCUGGCGAAGAAGAGGGGUAAGAUGGUUGAUGUGGGACAAAAGGAGGAGAUGGACCAUGUGGACGAGCUCUACACCGUGCCAGACCACCUCAAGGUGAAAAAGAAGAACUCGGAGGAGAGCUCGACACAGUGGACCACUGGCAUUGCUGAAGUUCAGCUGCCUAUUGAGUACAAAUUAAGAAACAUUGAAGAAACUGAGGCAGCUAAAAAGAUGCUGCAAGAGAAAAGGCUUGCUGGUAAACCAAAAUCAGAUUCAAAUAUUCCAUCAAGUUACAGUGCUGAUUAUUUCCAUCGCGGCAAAGAAUAUGAUGAGAAAUUGCGAAGAGAGAAUCCUGGGCUGUACAAAGAUAAAGAUUCUCGGGCUAAUGAAAGUGCAGGGGGCAAAGUAGCAGAUAGUAAAAACCCAGAUGGUGCCGCUGCAGGACGGAGAGAAGCUGCUAGUGAUCAGUUCAUGCUCGAGCGUUUCCGCAAGAGAGAAAAAUUCCGUGUCAUGCGAAGGUAGCCAGAGCUGACUGGCUGCUAGACUGCUGCCAUUGACCCGUUGCCUUUGAAGCUCGAACAUGUUGUUGUGAUCACAUGGAGGCCUCAAUAUAUCCUGUCCAUUUUAGUGAGAAUUUUGCUAUAGAGUUGCAUCCUUGGUUGUUGACUCUGCUUUUGCAGCUGCUAAGGGCACGGAGCAGAGUAAACCCUUAUUACAGAGGUGAUUUGGGGCAAUAGAUUUGAGGGGAGGGCUAUCAAAAAUUCGUGCAAGCUCGGAGGCUCGGAUGUCUGAGGGGGGCCUUGCAGUGGUUGAUGACAUAGGAGCUGUAACUGGCCAGGAUCUUGCCAAAAACUCCAUGUUCAUCGGCACAGGAAGAGACAAAGGUGUGCUCUCUUUGGCCAAUAUAAAUGAGCUGCUGCGUUAUCUAUGGGAAAGGCCAAAGAUGCCAUUUUUUCUUUCGAGUUCAUGGCAAAGCCAGCGAUUUCAUCUUUCGCCUGGAAUAUACCGUUUCUCUGAGUUCCUCAAAGUCUGCUGCAGUGGUAUGUACCCUAGAUUUUAAGGACGAGCAAUUUGUGAGUUACUUUUGUUGCCUUUAUGGCUGGUUGCUUUGCUCUUCCUAGUUCAAUUUGAAAACCGUAGUAGUAAUUCUAAAGCCACAUUCUCUUUGGAGUUUAAAUAAGGGUACGGUACCCCCAUAUGCCUGUUUGCAAAUCCGUGGUGUUAUCUGGACCUGGUUUCUGAAGUCAGUUUUUGAACAGCGCUCUUUUUGGAACGAGAACU
This is a messenger RNA of Panicum virgatum (switchgrass), 1775 nucleotides long. Its product is annotated as protein COP1 SUPPRESSOR 2-like. The record is from RefSeq and is a predicted model, not a curated record. The transcript has 7 exons. Gene Ontology annotation, biological process: mRNA splicing, via spliceosome. Bases 204 to 1016 code for a protein of 270 amino acids. Gene Ontology annotation, cellular component: spliceosomal complex. NCBI's taxonomy places the organism in Eukaryota, Viridiplantae, Streptophyta, Magnoliopsida, Poales, Poaceae.